This is a messenger RNA of Euleptes europaea (tarantolino), 342 nucleotides long. RefSeq names its product prothymosin alpha (gene PTMA). Gene Ontology annotation, cellular component: nucleus. Gene Ontology annotation, molecular function: histone binding. The coding region runs from base 5 to 334 and encodes 109 amino acids. Gene Ontology annotation, biological process: negative regulation of apoptotic process; positive regulation of transcription by RNA polymerase II. The transcript is spliced from 5 exons. NCBI's taxonomy places the organism in Eukaryota, Metazoa, Chordata, Lepidosauria, Squamata, Sphaerodactylidae. The record is from RefSeq and is a predicted model, not a curated record.
AGCCAUGUCAGACGCGGUCGUGGACACCAGCUCCGAGAUCUCCACCAAGGACUUGAAAGAGAAGAAGGAAGUUGUGGAAGAGACAGAAAACGGCAGAGAUGCACCGGCCAACGGUAACGCGGAGAAUGAGGAAAACGGGGAGCAGGAAGCAGACAACGAGGUAGACGAAGAGGAAGACGAAGUUGGCGAUGACGAGGAGGACGAGGAAGAAGGGGAAGAAGAAGAUGGCGAUGAAGAUGACGAGGCAGAGGGCGCCACAGGCAAGCGGGCAGCUGAGGACGACGAGGACGAUGAUGUCGACCCCAAGAAGCAGAAAACCGACGAAGAUGAUUAAGAAAGAGU